UAAAAGGCCCAAUUCCAUCCUCUGCUCGCGCCACGAAGUUUUGGCGGUUAAAUCUCGACCUCCCUUUCCUAGUUGAUCGACGCCCGCUCUCUAACCUGCGCGCUCGCCGUUUGUGGAACUUCAAUGAUUCAAGCCCUUAAACUAGGGUUAUACUGUUCAAUUACCGGGCGUUUUUCUGCAGCGCAUAGUUGUAGGAUACCUAAAUUCAGCAGCCCUUUUUGCUUGACCUUAAGAAUGGCACCGAAGCGAAACCGUUCAGGUGCACCAGCAUCGGUGGCAGAGGACUCGGGCGAGAAAACUAACAUUGAUGAGCCGACGCUUCGUAAAAAUGCUUCAAAGGCAAGUAAUGGAAAUAGUGGGGUUGUUGAGGAUGAGCCUGUUGUGUUCGACAAAAUGACUCUUCAGCAAAUCAAAUCAACAUUAAGGAGUAAUGGAGUUGAUGGGGAAGGUUCUAAACAUGAAUGUAUAUUGAGGAGUUCAAUGAGGAGUAAAACUGAUGCAGGUGAAUAUUCUUCAGCUCUAGAAUAUCAAACAUCUCUUGAGGAGAAGCCGGCAGUUGCUAAAAGAAAUUCCAAAAGAAAGGCUAAGGGCUUAUCCGAAGAUGAGCCCGUGGAGGUCCCGACCAAGGCUUCAGACAUUUCUGGAGGUCGAAGGUCAAAGAGGCAAGUAAAACAAUCAUCUAAGGACAGUGUCGACAUCACAUUGUCACAGAGUGCCACUGAGCAAGAGUUGAUUGUCAAAUCAACUGAAGUUGGAGGUAAGAAGUCCACUCGAGUGGAGAAGAAGCUCUCUUCAAGGAUCACUAAAGCUGGUGUCACUGAGAAUCUUUCUGUGGAUGAGCCUUGGACUGUGCUCACUCAUAAGAAGCCGCAAAAAGGGUGGACUGGUUAUGAUCCAAAAACCAUGAGACCACCUCCAGUUGCUGCGGAUACACCGCAUAUGAAGUUUUUGUCUUGGAAUGUCAACGGGUUAAGAGCUUUAUUGAAGUUGGAAAGCUUUUCUGCUUUGCAACUUGCACAAAGGGAAGAUUUUGAUGUAUUGUGCCUGCAGGAGACAAAACUACAGGAGAAAGAUGUUAAUGCAAUCAGAGAAACUCUCCUACAAGGUUAUGACAAUAGCUAUUGGACAUGUAGCGUAUCAAAACUGGGGUACUCAGGAACAGCAAUCAUUUCUCGUAUUAAGCCACUUUCUGUGAGAUAUGGUAUGGGCAUAUCAGAUCAUGAUAGUGAAGGGCGUCUUGUCACGCUGGAGUUUGAUAAUUUCUACUUGUUGAACUGCUACGUUCCCAAUUCUGGUGAUGGUCUGAGACGACUGCCAUACAGGAUAGGAGAGUGGGAUACUUCGCUUGGUAACUACAUGAAAGAUCUUGAACAGUCGAAGCCUGUUAUUUUGACGGGUGACUUGAACUGUGCUCAUGAAGAAAUAGACAUUUUUAAUCCAGCAGGAAACAAAAGAAGUGCAGGUUUUACAGACGAGGAAAGAAAAUCGUUUGAAACGAACUUUCUGGGUAGGGGCUUUGUCGAUACUUUUAGGAAACAACACCCUAAUGCUGUCGCGUAUUCGUACUGGGGCUACAGGCAUGGUGGACGACGAACAAAUAAAGGGUGGCGCCUCGACUAUUUUCUCGUCUCAGAAUCGAUUUCAGACAAAGUCCACGACGCGUACAUUCUCCCGGAUGUGGGUGGCAGCGAUCACAGCCCCGUCGGUCUCAUUCUCAAGCUAUAGGUUAGUCAUCGCUCGAUCCUUUUGUAACCUAGUCUCUGUUAAAUAUAAGCACGCCUCCAGAAAUCUGAAUUUGUUCGAAAAUCAUUUCGACGACCUAAAUAUUUGUAAAUAUAGGAAUUCACCAUGUUUUCUGUAAAAGCUUCGACCAUCAUGUUUUGCCUCCA
Salvia miltiorrhiza (redroot sage) is the source of this 1889-nucleotide messenger RNA. RefSeq names its product DNA-(apurinic or apyrimidinic site) endonuclease, chloroplastic. Gene Ontology annotation, molecular function: double-stranded DNA 3'-5' DNA exonuclease activity; endonuclease activity; phosphoric diester hydrolase activity. Gene Ontology annotation, biological process: base-excision repair. Gene Ontology annotation, cellular component: nucleus. The record is from RefSeq and is a predicted model, not a curated record. Bases 124 to 1725 code for a protein of 533 amino acids. NCBI's taxonomy places the organism in Eukaryota, Viridiplantae, Streptophyta, Magnoliopsida, Lamiales, Lamiaceae. The transcript has 12 exons.